AUGAAUCAACUGACUUAAGGUAAAUAUAUAUUUAAAAUGAAGGAAUUUCAAAGUUUGAUAUCUUUGGUUAGACAAUUACCUUAAAAAUGAAUAAGUAAAACUAUUACAAGACCUUCUUUGGUGGAAUAGUGUCUAUUAUAGUUUUUUUAAUUAUGAUUAUGUUCUUUUCAUCAGGAAUUAAAUCAUUUUUCAACAAAGAAACUCUUGUAGCCACUGUUCUCACUGAUUUUGAAGAAAUUCCAUCUUAAUCAAUUAUAGAUGAUGCAACAUUUUUAUUUGCUAUUCAAAUUGAUUAAGAAAACUUUUUAUCAAGACCAUUUUUUGAUAUAGAAGUAUUACAAGUAUUAGAAACAAGACAAUUUAAUGGUAGUAAAAUAAGAGAAGAAUAAUAAAUUUAAUUAGUUCCUUGCACACUUGAAAGAUUUACAACAAUCUUUGAAUAAUACAAUAAAAACAUUAGUUAAACUUACACAGACCUAAAUUUAGAUAAAUUUCUUUGUUUUAAGUAUUAUAAUUCAAUAUAAAUAGAAAAAAUGCUACAUUUAUAUUAGAGGGAACUCAUUCAAGUAUAAUAAUUCAUUUAUAUAUAAAGGUAUACAAUUUUCAUACUUAAAAAUAUCUAUUAAGAAAUGUAAUUCAACAAUAAUUUGUGCAAGUUAAGAGGAAAGAGAUGCAGAAAUAAAAUUAAAUGGAUCAUUUAAAAUAAAAUUAUAUACAGUUAAUAAAGUUAAUAUUAGUAAUAUUCAUAGAUCUUAAAUCCAUACAAUCCAAGUGAAAAUUAUUUGCAAACUUAUAUUGAUGAUUCAUUCUAUAUCAAUUUUCUACCUUCAAUAAUCAGUAAAUCAGCUAAUUUAUUUCUUAAAUAAUUUCAAGUAGAAAGUGAUUAAAGUUUAACUCCAUUUCAAUAAAUUACUUAAGAUCAAUUUUAUAUACUUGAUUAAUCUGAAGUAAGGGAGAGAGUUGAUUUCUACAAAGAAGACAAUGUAGAAGUUGCAACCAUUUUCUUAAGAAAAAGUCCAUAUAAAACAUAAAUCUAUAGAAGCUAUCUUAAAAUUGACAAUCUUUUAUCUAAUUUAGGUGGAAUUUAAUAGAUUCUUUUCUUCUUUUUAGGCUUUAUAUUAGCAUUAUAUAACAGAUUUUAAUGUAAUUUCAAAAUCUAUUAUAGUGCUAAUCGAACUUGCUAAUAAACUCUAUGAAUUUAUGUUAGUAGAAAAAUAAUCUAAGAGAAUGCAUGAAAAUAAUCUUAAUCUUGUCAAUCAAUUAAUUACUGAGAGAUAGUAUCUUGAUUCAAAAGUAACUGAAUGUGAUGCGACUAUUUAACUCUUAAAUUAAACCUAAGUUAAAUAAAAAGAAAAUAAUUCUAAAUUGAAAUUCGAAGAUCAAUAAUAAGCUAUAUUUAAGGUAAAUAGAAAAGGCAAAACAUUUUUGAAAAAAUCCACUAAAUUUUAUUAUGAUGAAUAAAAAAAAGCUUAUCGUAGUCAUAUUAGUAAUGGAUUAGAGUACUUUGAAUCUUAAAUAAAUCUUUUAAUAAGAAGAGCAAAACCUAUUAAAUUAAGUUUCCAAUUAUUAAUGAAUUAUGUCUCCUGUUAGUUAUUAUUUAGAAACAAAAGAAAAAUUAUCCUAAUGAAUAAAGCCAUGUAAAGUUAAUUAUAUCCUUUUUAGGAAUCAGUUAUCAACUCAAAUUGAUCUUUUUAAUAUAUUGACUAAAUUAAAUGAAAUAGAUAAAUUAAAGGAAGUACUUUUAACUUCUGAGCAACAACUUUUAUUUGACUUUACACCUAAACCUAUAAUAUCUUUGGAUUAUAAGGAUGUUAAGAUUGAUCGAUUUUUAAUUGAAUAGAAUUCUAGGUGUGAUUUAGAUUUAGAGUAAGCAUAUUUAUUAUUCUUUAAGAAUUCAAUAAAAAGAGAAAUAAAUUAAAGAAGUUGAAAUUUCAUAAAAAAGUCUUCAUCUAAAAGCUGAUUCAUCUUUAUAUGAACGUAUUUACAAAGUAAAUUUCUAUUUAUAAUGUUUUUAGGCCUAUGACAAAGUCUUAAAUGGUUUAACCGUCUCAAAUUAAUAUGAAUAGUACAUAAAUAAUUAAUUAAUCAAUUAAUUAGGAGCAGAAGUUUAAACCAUUUUUAAACUUUCUAAACUUAUUGACUUCUCUGUUUCUUUUUCUAGAACUUUUAGAAGAAAAGGAUAAAUAUUUUAAAAGGAAAUUGAUCCUAUUAGUCCUUGA
This is a messenger RNA of Paramecium pentaurelia, 2219 nucleotides long. The record is from the annotation of a GenBank genome assembly. NCBI's taxonomy places the organism in Eukaryota, Ciliophora, Oligohymenophorea, Peniculida, Parameciidae.